This is a messenger RNA of Oikopleura dioica, 1602 nucleotides long. The record is from the annotation of a GenBank genome assembly. Lineage: Eukaryota; Metazoa; Chordata; Appendicularia; Copelata; Oikopleuridae.
AUGGGUAAAAGAAAAGAAAAUGAGGAGGAAGAGGUGCUUUACUGUCUCUGUCGGAGGCCAGCGAAUGACUCGUUUAUGAUUGCAUGCGAUAAGUGCGAGGAGUGGUUCCAUGGAGAAUGCAUCGAUUUAGACGAGUCGGAUGCCAAGUAUAUCAAGGAGUUCUUUUGCCAAGAUUGUUCCGAAGCUCAUCCUGAAUGCGUCACCAGAUUCAGCAAAAAACGCGACAAAGAACAAAGCAGAAAGAGGCAAAAAGAAAAGAAGCGUGAAAAAGAACGGGUCGAUAAGAAAGUGAAGAAAAAACGGAUAGCGCGCAUCUAUUCGUCGGAUGAAGACGAACCGAUGCCUCAAAAGUCUUUGAAAAAAGCGCCAAUGGAUCCAUCCUCGAUAUUUUCCGACGAUGAAGGAGACGACAACUUUGAGCAGUUCAUGUCUUCCGUCAAAGAAAAAGAGAAAAAGGAGCCGACAAAGGUUUCGAAGGACUCGUUUAUUGAAGAUGAAGAGGAGUUUGAACCUGACUCGACGCAAGAUAUGGAAGAUUCCUUCGACUUGGACGACACGCUGACGAAAAAGAAGAAAAAGGUCAAGGAAAAAUUGCCACCUCAACAGUGCUUUGGGCCUAGAUGCGUUCAACAAGCUAGAAAGAGAUCGAAAUAUUGCUCAGAUGCCUGUGGACUGGCAAUGGCGUCAGCAAGAAUAGACAAAUUCUUGGUCCCGAAAAUCGACGAUAUCGGCAAGAUCCCUUCUGUUUCUGAAAUCGAGCUUGUCUAUAAACUCACCAAACUGGAGAAAAAAUAUUAUGAGGAAGAAGCGCGAAAGAACGAUUUGGAGAAGAAGUUCAAAUUUCUCGAGGAACUCAUUACUUUUUCCAGGACAAAAUCGAUCAACAGAGAUGCUGAAAAUGUCGAGGCGAAGAGUGAAACUGACGAGCAAAUGUUUUGCCCGAUCUGUGGCCAUUUGAGUGGCAGCAAGAUCAUCAUAAAGCACAUCAACAAAUGCUACAGGAAAAUCGAGUCUGCAACUGCGUAUUUCUCCGCUGCGGAAACAAUCGUCGACGGAUCGAAGCGGCUUUUCUGCGAUUUUUUCAACGCCAGAACGGGCACAUUUUGCAAGCGGCUCAAAGUCAUGUGCCCAGAGCAUUACAACGAUCCAAAAGUGCUGGACGAAAACGAAGUCUGCGGCUGUCCAUUUGUUACUUCUGGAAAAGAUUUUUACGAAAUUGAGCAAAUUGAGAAAAUUAACUAUUGUCAGCUUUCGAAGAAGGCGUGUAAAAGACAUUACUUAUGGGAAAAGUUCUAUCGCGCGUCGAACGAUGUUUCCAGAGUGCGCGCGCUGACGAGAAUGAUGGAAAUCAGCAAGGAAAUGUAUACGAUCAAGUCGAUGAUUCAGGCUAGAAAGAGUGCAGUGUUGCUCAUGUUCAACGAAACAAUCCGGCACACCGACGUCACCGAUUUCCGCCCUGAUUCGCGCAAAAUGGAGACGGACGAAAUCUACCACGAUUACUGCGAGAAGAAGGACCUCAACGCCUCGCUGAAUCUGAGCCAAGAGAGUAUAAUGAAUACUAGCAAGAUGGACACUUCUCAGGAAGACAUUAGCGUCACUUGA